Molecule: messenger RNA, 735 nt
Organism: Rosa chinensis
Lineage: Eukaryota; Viridiplantae; Streptophyta; Magnoliopsida; Rosales; Rosaceae
Product: DCC family protein At1g52590, chloroplastic
Exons: 5
Coding region: 59-586 (175 amino acids)
Molecular function (GO): protein-disulfide reductase activity
Source: RefSeq, a predicted model, not a curated record
CUCAGUUUCAUAUAUAACAGCCAGCGGCGGGCGGCGAAGCCAACCAUCGUCAGUUUCAAUGGCGCUUCUGGUUCCUGGUGGGUUCGUACGAGUAAGGCCACUACGCUUGUCUCCGCCAGCGCACGUUAGACGAAAGCUCACGACUUUUGCUACUGUAUCCCCAACCCGAGGAGAUUCAGUGGACUGGGUUGAAGCAACUUCAAGCUUCUUUGAAGAUGACACGAGGCCCAUCAUGUUAUUUGACGGUGUUUGCAACUUGUGUAAUGGGGGUGUAAAGUUCGUGCGUGAUAAUGAUCAAAAUAGGAGAAUGAGAUUUGAAGCUCUCCAGAGUGAAGCAGGGAGGAAGCUGCUACGAAGAUCGGGAAGAGCUCCUGAUGAUAUAUCCAGUGUUGUGCUGGUUGAAAAGGAUAGAUCAUUCAUCAAGUCAGAAGCUGUUGUGAAGAUAAUGGAACAUAUAGACUUACCCUUCCCCCAGCUAGCAUUCUUCGUACAGUUUGUACCUCUCUUCAUACGGGAUUUUGUAUAUGACAAUGUUGCAAACAAUCGUUACACAGUUUUUGGUCGCUCAGAGUCGUGUGAGAUAUAGAAAUUAUAAUACUUGAUCCUCCUUACUAAAGGUCUGUAUAUUGGCAAGUGGAGAUCUAAAAUAUCUGAUGACUCCUAAUCUUGUAACUUAUAUUUUGCUUACAUUGAAAUAGAACAAAAUUCCUAAAGUUAUCUAAUGAAGUUUCUCAA